Molecule: messenger RNA, 2072 nt
Organism: Macrosteles quadrilineatus (aster leafhopper)
Lineage: Eukaryota; Metazoa; Arthropoda; Insecta; Hemiptera; Cicadellidae
Exons: 3
Coding region: 93-683 (196 amino acids)
Source: RefSeq, a predicted model, not a curated record
CGGGCCGCUGGGACGGCAACAAACGGAAUCAGAAGCGGUGCGAACGUCGACGGGAGAGGUUGUAGUGCGCGCAGUGCACUGUGGCGAGUGACAUGGCUAUCCCUUUCAACUUGCCCGUGGACGAACCAGAGGAGCGAAGAUUGGAUCAGCUGUUGCUGGACUUGUACCAUGUGCUGAGGCAGAUAUUGUUGAGGAAUACAGACGAAGGUCGAGAGGGGGAGACGGCGCCGAGCAGGUCUCGACAUGAUGAUGACGUCACUCCUAGACGCCACCGUCUAGACUCCAACCUGCCCGAGUCGAGCACCCUCGACUGCCAAUGUCUCUGUCAGAGCUCCAGGAGACGACAGCGGCGUAGGCGACGAUGCUGUCCGAACCAAGAACAAAGUCACCAGAGCCAGAACUCCACGACGUCUCUCGCUCAAGCUCAAGUGUCGACGAGGUUGGCGUCGUCCAGGCGGGAAGACUGGCUGAUGGUGGGGGAGCAACUGAGAAGGAUCGCGGAGGAGUUCAAGACGGCGUCUUUGAGGAAAGAAGAGUAUCCCAAGCAGGAGAGGCAGGAUCUACAGCUGGAAGUGAAGACUUCAGGGUUGUUCUCGCUCCUGGUUCCUUCCCACUUCCGUCACUCCCUGCUGACCACGGUGAUCCUACUGGUCGGAUGGAGGAUGCUGGUGCGGGCGCGAUAACUCCUCAACCAACCAACCAAGCUCCAAGUUCCAAACAGUAGUUCACUAGAACACUUAGUCGUUGAGACAAUCUCGUCUGUCCUAGUAUGUAAUAAUUGUUCCAAAGAUGGCCAAACCAUUAAAUCAAACUCUGAUCUCACAGACUAGGGGUAGUAAUGUAAAGUUUUGUUCAUAUGUAUAGUUGUAAUUAGUUUCUUUCUUUCUUUAUUUUUGUUUUGUAGAGGCCCAAGGGUUACUCUGAUAGUUUUCACAUGAUCUCUGGAAGUAGAGUGGACACGGCCUAAAGGCUGAUAGUCCACUGGGCUGUACAUAGCAUUGAGUGUUUACAUCGAGAUGGUUAUGUAAUUGUAAUUAUAUAAAUAUUGUUAGCUUAAAAAGCUGCCCAAUGUGGAUUCUUGUCUUUCAAAAGGUUCAGUUCGAACCUGUAGUUUAAUCUAGGUUAGUUUACGCUAAGAUGCAAUAUGAAAGUUGAUAAUUUUGUAAGAAUAUUUUAUCGUGUUCAUAUAUCAUCGUUUGCGAUGUGUUUCGAUAGUUUUGUAUUCCAUUGUCCAAUUGUAGUUUCAAAAGCACCAGUGUACGUGUCUUACAGUUCAAUUCCCGUCGUCUUUCAAUAUACACGUUGUUGCCAUUUUUAAAUGUUACAAUUUAUAAAGACAUGACAUAUUUUAGCGAUUUUUAUAUACAAAAAAUGAUUUUUUGGUGUUGAUUUCUAACAGAUUUUGUUACGAUUAUUUUUGUAAAGGGUCCAAGGCAAGCGUACUGGUUAUGACCAUUGAUUGUAUAUGUAUAGCAGUGUAUAUAGCGCUUGUUGUGUAUAUUGAGCUGUAUUGUGGUUCGGUCGUCCCGCCAAUGGGACGACUCCGUCAAAGCGUUACUGUGAUGUUAUCUGGUGACAUAAGUAUGAUCUCAACCUACCCCUAGUCAGUAGUGUUCGUAGACUAGAGGAUAGGAUUUUAAGCGUGUUCAUGUAUUUUUAUAUCGUUUGCACAAUCAUAUUUGAAGGCCUAUAAGAAUUGUGAUGAGAAUUCGGCUCAGAAAAUUUGAAUUUUGUACAUUUAUUUUGUAAUUUAUUUGCUACACAAUAUAUGUAAUCAUUUUGAGGUUAUGUUUUGUUCUGGAAGAUUUUUGAUUGUACAAAAUGGUGGCCUUGGUUUUGUGAAACAUAACCUCAACAUUUUGAUCAUUUGACAGUUGUCGCUUGUUUUUCUACUAUAGAUAUCAUCAGUUAAGCCCCAAGUGCUUGCUAUCUUUGCUACCACAGGUCUUUCAAUUUUGUACAGUUUUUCACUUUUGUAUGUAGUAAAAGUUAUUAUUAUUACAACGAUUAUGAAUGAUGACAUUUUGCAUUAUUUCAAUAUGUGUAAAAAUAAAUGCUGAUUUAUUUCAUAA